Messenger RNA from Salpingoeca rosetta, 1336 nucleotides. RefSeq lists its product as uncharacterized. The coding region runs from base 92 to 1234 and encodes 380 amino acids. Lineage: Eukaryota; Choanoflagellata; Craspedida; Salpingoecidae. The transcript has a single exon. The record is from RefSeq and is a predicted model, not a curated record.
CCACCAGCACCACCAGCACCACCAGCACCACCAUCAUACACACCCACACACACCCACACACACACACACAAGCACACGCUCCACUUGCUUGAUGGUCAAGUUGGAAGGUGCGCUGCCAUAUGUGGCACUGCUCGCAGCCGCCGUUGUCGUGGCCUACAUGUCCUGGACAUGCAAGCAUCCAACAAGGGAGCUCGGCAUGGAGUACGUCGUGAGCAGAGAAAACAGCCACGGUGGCCAAGCCGCUGCUGCAGCCGGACACGCCACCGUUCGCCCAGCCGAUGUCUUUGAAGUGGAGCAAAAUGACAACAACCAACACCACCACCACGAGCAGCAGCAACAACAACAACAACGCCAGCAACAUCAACAACAGCAACAGCAACAACGACAACAACACAGAAAUGGGGACAGCAAGAACAAGAAGCGACCGAGACAAAAGAGUGGACCGCUGCCACCCUGCGACUUUGUCAUGAUCGUAUCCUUGGGUGGCACCUACAGCGCCGCACGGGAGGAGGAGCUCAUGACCGCAUUGGAGAAGAACGCCGAUCAAAUCGGAUUCCACUGCAUGCACGUGCUUGUGGACGGGCCCAUGUCCAGUGUAUUGAGGCAACGAUUCCGGGGCGUGCGCGGCCUGAGCAUCGUCGAGCGGUCGCGCCAGCCAACAUUUGCCACCCUCGUCAACUACGCCAACAACAACGUGUCCACGUCCUCCUUCUUCUCGCCGCACUCUCAACGAGAGCAGCUGGUGGUGCUUGCAAACGCGGACAUUGUGCUCGGCUUCAAUGACACGCUGCUCACCUGCAUGACGGCAGACGAUCUCCGUGCGCACCUGGGCACAACCCGCAUAUUUGCCCUCACGCGACACCCGUGGCCCGAGUGCCCCGAGGAGAGUGGCGGCGGCAGCAACCCCCGCCUCCCACAGAACCUGUGCAAGGGAACCAUGCCAAAUGGGCACACGGUCAACUCUGCAGACACGUUUGUAUUUGUGUCGCCGCUCAACGUCGACACAGCGCAGCUGGGCUUCGUGCAGAAUAUCCGUGGUGCUGAGAACAGGUUCAUCUACCACAUCAUGAAGGCUGGCUAUGCCAUCGAAAACCCGUGCCACCAAGUGCACACCUACCACUUGCAUUGCGUGAGUGAACGCGCACAUCACGCAGGCAUGCAUGCCUCCCGCGCAGACAAGCACUUUCGCGCCUUGAUACCUCGCAACAGUCUAAAGUGCACCACAGACUCUUGACAGGCAGCGCUGUGUUUGUACGCCUGCGUCUGACUGUCUGACUGUCUAUCUGUCUGUGUGGCGUGUACAUCUGACUGCCUGACUGUCUGACUGUCUAUCUGU